Messenger RNA from Penicillium antarcticum, 1059 nucleotides. RefSeq lists its product as uncharacterized. Bases 1 to 1059 code for a protein of 352 amino acids. The record is from RefSeq and is a predicted model, not a curated record. The transcript has 3 exons. NCBI's taxonomy places the organism in Eukaryota, Fungi, Ascomycota, Eurotiomycetes, Eurotiales, Aspergillaceae.
AUGCAUCAAUUCCAAAAAAAUUAUGUAUGGAAGCGAGUGUCAACUGGGAUCAAACUUGAAAAUCCUAGUUUGAGCAAUAAUCGCCAUUUAUUUUCACCCCAUGCGUACUCAGCAAACAAACCAACAAGAAAAUACUCAACCAUACCAAACAUUCCCUGUGAGAUUCCAGCUACCCAAUUGGAAUCAAAAACACAUCCAUUAGGAUGGGAGAAAAUACAAGCACAAGUUGAGCCUUAUUUCGGCAACAAUUGGAAUUUCGCUAGCGAGAAGGAGAAAAGGGGGUUUUUGGCUAUUGGGUUCUCUCGAGCCUUCAGUCACUUUUUUCCCUUGACUCUUGAUUGCCGCAUUGAAACAUCGUGUAAGGUGUUUUAUUUGACUUUGCUCAUUGAUGAUCAACUUGAGAAGAUGAGCUUUGAACAAAUGCACUCUUAUCGGGAGCGUGUAAUGAGAAUUGCGCUGGGAGCUAUGAGCCCGGAUAAACAUGUAUGUUUGGAAUGGAUGCUACACGAUACCUUCCAAAGCAUGCGCAAUAUCGACGAGGGACUGGCAGGUGAUGCUGCCCAAGGGUUUUGCCAACUUCUGCAGGCCCAGACGUCACAGGAGCGUAGUUCAAUCCAAACUCUCGGGUCGUAUCUCAAAUUCAGAGAGAUAGAUGCGGGAAAGCCAUUUGGUGCCAACUUGCGCCUCAAUCCCGCGGAACUGGAAAGACUAUCUGCUCUAGAAAGUGCUUCUUUCCGUCAUAUGGGUGUGAUUAAUGACAUAUAUAGCUGGGAGCGAGAAUGGAAAAUGCACCAAGAAAACCCAACUGAUGGUUCCCGACCACUGUCUGCCAUCUAUAUCCUUGCCAACGAAACAGGGUUACCUUUUACGGCUUGCAAGCGAUUGAUGUACAGCUACUGCCGAGAAUUGGAGCUUAUCAUCAAGCAUACUGGGGAUGAGCUCCAAGCUGAUAGCGUCAGUAAAUGGACACCAGAGAUGGAUAUGUAUUUCAAAGGGUUGGAAAGUUUUAUGCGUGGAAAUGAGCUAUGGAGUCAGUGGACUCCAAGAUAUCGGCAAUAA